AUGGACAUAAAUGUCAGGAUCAUCCCAGGCUAUACAUACUCAGAUAAAAAGUCAAGAAAGUAUGACAGCAAUAUUGCCAGAGAUAAGUCGCCCCCAGCAGGACGCCUUUCACUACCGGGUGAGGAGGGCCACGAUCCUGCGGAGCCAGGGGAGUUGAGAAAACUGUUUAUUGGUGGUUUGAGCUUUGAAACUACAGGUGAUAGUUUAAGAGAACUACAAUGGGGUACGCUCACAGAUCGUGUGGUGACUAGAGACCCCCAAACAAAAUGUCCCCGGAGCUGUGGCUUUGUCACUUACUCUGGUGUCGAGGAGGCGGAGGCAGCAACGCGAGCUGGGCCGCGCAAGGCUGACGGGCGGGUAGCGGAACCAAAGGCUGUUUCUAGAGGGGAUUCUGUUAAGCCUGGUGCCCAUCUCACGGUGAAGAAAAUUUUUGUUGGUAAUGUUAAAGAAGAUACAGACGAAUAUAACUUGAGAGACUCCAUUGAAAAGUAUGACAAGAUUAAAACCAUAGAAGUCAUGGAAGAUAGGCACAGUGGGAAUAAAAGAGGAUUAGCUUUUGUAACUUUUGAUGAUCAUGAGUCAGUUGAUAAAAUUGUUGUUCAGAAAUACCAUACUACUAAUGGGCGUAACUGUGAAGUGAAAAAGGCCCUUUCCAAACAAGAACUGCAGUCUGCUGGGUCGCCAAGAGGCCGCGGAGGUGGAUCUGGCAACUUCAUGGGUGGUGGAGGUAACUUUGGAGGUGGCGGAGGUAACUUCGGCCGUGGUGGCAACUUUGGUGGGAGAGGAGGCUGUGGUGGAGGUGGCGGCAGAGGUAGUUACGGAGGAGGUACUGGUGGGUAUGAUGGAUUUGGAGGUGAUGGUGGCAACUAUGGUGGCAGUCCUGGCUGCAGUAGUAGAGGAGGCUAUGCGGGUGGUGGGAGACCAGGAUAUGGAAAUCAAGGUGCUGGAAAUGGUGGCAGUGGUGGAGGAUAUGAUGGUUCCAAUGAAAGGGGAAAUUUUGGUGGUAACUAUGGUGGUGGUGGGAACCAUCAUUUUAGAAAUCACAGUAGACAACAGCAAUCAAAUUAUGGACCCAUGAAGGGGGGCGGUUUUGGUGGAAAAAGCUUGGACAGCCCCUAGGGUGGUGGUUAUGGGUCUGCGGGUAGAAGUGGUGGAUAUG
Molecule: messenger RNA, 1159 nt
Organism: Phyllostomus discolor (pale spear-nosed bat)
Lineage: Eukaryota; Metazoa; Chordata; Mammalia; Chiroptera; Phyllostomidae
Product: heterogeneous nuclear ribonucleoprotein A3-like
Molecular function (GO): RNA binding
Source: RefSeq, a predicted model, not a curated record